AUGACAAAUGAUAUUAAGGCGGUCUGAAAUUUUAGUAAUUGAACUAAAGAUAUGGCACAGUCGCGGCCUAUUCAAGGAAACAGUUCUGACAAGGACAAUGAAGAAAGAUUUCAGACUGAAUUGGAAUUUGUUCAGUGUCUGGCCAACCCUAAUUACCUCAACUUUUUGGCCCAGAGAGGAUAUUUUAAAAGCAACAACUUUGUGAACUAUCUCAAGUAUCUGCAGUACUGGAAGGAGCCUAUGUAUGCUAAGUAUCUCAAGUACCCCCAGGCAUUGCACUUCCUGGAAUUGUUGCAGUACGAACAGUUCCGAAAGGAGCUGGCCAAUCAGCAGUGUGCAAAGUUUAUUGAUGAUCAGCAGUUGUUACACUGGCAGCACUACCAACGCAAACGUAUGCAGCUUCUGCGAGCAGAGGCAGAACAUGCAAGAGAGAUGGGCGAAACCAAGCCUGCAUGAAAGGGGCAUGAAUGCUGCAAAUAUAAUUAUCAAACCCAAUUUACAUAAUAUUUGAGUAGGCUGAAUUUUUCUACUCUACGGUGUGGAUGUAAGCAAUUGAACAAAGUUAAAAUUGAAAUGAAGGUGUUGAGCAUGGUCUGUGAUUUUAAGCCUUUUCCAGUUUUAACCACAAACAUUUAUCUCAUCUGCUGUAAUUCCUAAAGGAAUAUUUCCUAUUCAUAUUCAUUUAUAAUCUUAAAAACAGUAUGUUAUGUAAAAACUAUAUUAAAAUUGAUAAACAUUUGAUAUCAGAGUUAAUUGAUUGGAUAAAACUCUUGAAUUGUUUUCGUACCGUUGAGACAUGUGGAAACUGGCUGUAAAAAUGAUGAAGGCUUUUUACGUCUGUUUCUGGAUGCUUGUGCGUGUGUCUGUCGUCAUUACACUGUGCAUAUGAUGAACAUUUAAUAUCUUAUUGGUGCAACGUGCAAGAUAUGAUGUGGAGUAUUUGAUGUAUUCAUGUGUAAAUAAAAUAAAGGGAUAGAAAACAUA
Dreissena polymorpha is the source of this 984-nucleotide messenger RNA. RefSeq names its product mediator of RNA polymerase II transcription subunit 31-like. Bases 52 to 456 code for a protein of 134 amino acids. Gene Ontology annotation, molecular function: transcription coregulator activity. The transcript has 5 exons. Gene Ontology annotation, biological process: regulation of transcription by RNA polymerase II. The record is from RefSeq and is a predicted model, not a curated record. NCBI's taxonomy places the organism in Eukaryota, Metazoa, Mollusca, Bivalvia, Myida, Dreissenidae. Gene Ontology annotation, cellular component: core mediator complex; mediator complex.